Labrus bergylta (ballan wrasse) is the source of this 1811-nucleotide messenger RNA. RefSeq names its product tubulin alpha chain. Gene Ontology annotation, molecular function: structural constituent of cytoskeleton; GTP binding. The record is from RefSeq and is a predicted model, not a curated record. Gene Ontology annotation, cellular component: cytoplasm; microtubule. Lineage: Eukaryota; Metazoa; Chordata; Actinopteri; Labriformes; Labridae. Gene Ontology annotation, biological process: microtubule cytoskeleton organization; mitotic cell cycle.
CGCCCACCUGACAUUACUUACUCACUCGGACCACAUUGACGGCGGCUGUGAGAAGCUACUGACUGACAACUUCAAAUCCAACUUAAAAACCUGCUUUUCCUUCCAAGGACAUUUUCUACUAAGACGCGACAAUGCGUGAAUGUAUCUCAGUCCACGUCGGCCAGGCUGGUGUCCAGAUGGGGAACACCUGCUGGGAGCUUUACUGUCUGGAACACGGCAUCCAGCCGGAUGGUCACAUGCCCGCCCUCAAGACUACAGAAACCAAGGAUGACUCCUUCACCACCUUCUUCAGUGAGACUGGGGCUGGAAAAUAUGUCCCCCGGGCCAUCUUCGUUGACCUGGAACCCACUGUCAUCGAUGAGGUACGCACAGGAACGUACCGCCAACUCUUUCACCCUGAACAGCUGAUCUCGGGAAAAGAAGAUGCAGCCAACAACUAUGCCCGUGGACACUACACCAUCGGCAAGGAGAUCAUUGACUCUGUCCUGGAUAGAAUCCGCAAACUGGCCGAUCAAUGCACUGGCCUGCAGGGAUUCCUUGUCUUCCACUCCUUUGGUGGGGGAACUGGCUCAGGUUUCACUUCCCUGUUGAUGGAGAGACUCUCUGUUGAUUUUGGGAAGAAGUCUAAGCUUGAAUUUGCCAUCUACCCAGCCCCCCAGGUUUCCACAGCCGUGGUGGAGCCUUACAACUCCAUCCUGACAACCCACACCACUUUGGAGCAUUCCGACUGUGCCUUCAUGGUGGACAAUGAGGCCAUCUAUGACAUCUGCCGCAGAAACCUUGACAUUGAACGCCCAUCGUACACUAACCUGAACCGCCUCAUCAGCCAGAUUGUGUCUUCCAUCACGGCUUCUCUUCGCUUUGAUGGAGCCCUGAAUGUUGACCUUACAGAGUUCCAGACCAACUUGGUGCCCUACCCUCGUAUCCACUUCCCUCUGGCCACCUACGCCCCGGUCAUCUCCGCAGAGAAAGCCUACCAUGAGCAACUGUCUGUUGCUGAGAUCACAAACGCCUGCUUUGAGCCGGCCAAUCAGAUGGUGAAGUGUGAUCCUCGUCAUGGUAAAUACAUGGCCUGCUGUCUGCUGUAUCGUGGUGAUGUGGUGCCCAAAGAUGUCAAUGUCGCUAUUGCCGCCAUCAAAACCAAACGUACCAUCCAGUUUGUGGACUGGUGCCCGACUGGCUUCAAGGUGGGCAUCAACUAUCAGCCUCCAACUGUGGUUCCUGGAGGAGACUUGGCCAAGGUGCAGAGGGCUGUGUGCAUGCUGAGCAACACCACGGCCAUCGCUGAGGCCUGGGCCCGUCUCGACCACAAGUUUGACCUCAUGUAUGCCAAGAGAGCCUUUGUCCACUGGUAUGUUGGAGAGGGAAUGGAGGAGGGAGAGUUCUCAGAGGCCAGAGAAGAUAUGGCUGCCCUGGAGAAGGAUUAUGAAGAAGUUGGGAUCGACUCUUUUGAAGAAGACGAAGAAGGGGAGGAAUAUUAGACAGGCUUAGUUCUCAUUUGCAAAUUGUUUUCAGGGACUUAACGGUCAAUUUAUUUAACAAAUCAUGCUAAAAUAAUAGAUCGUAUUUUGCAUUUUGGUUUCAAUUCUAAAAAAAGUUGUUUUUCUUUUUCUUUUUAAAUGAAAUUAUUAGUGCCUAUCUGAAGUUGUUUCUUGUGCCUUCAGAAUCAUUAUGUUUUUGACAUCUUUUGUGACCAUUUCUAACAGUUUAUUGAUUAGUUUUAUCAAUAUGAUAAAAUAUUGUGCAAGAACUCGAUUUUUCUAAGUUGAAAAACUGUGUUGUUGCUCAAUAAAACUUUCUCCUAAAUGCUG